GAAGAAUAAAAUAAAGAAGUUCAUGCACCGCCCCCUGCUGGUUGAUUUGGGGGUUGCAGGUGUGGCUGUCUGAUGCUGCUGUGAUCUCACAGUUGUCGCUGUGCAGUGGAGGCGUUUUUUUUUCUGCGUGCAACCAACCGCAAGAAAUGGAUGUGUUUCUAAUGAUCAGACGUCACAAGACGACCAUCUUCACAGAUGCCAAAGAGUCUACCACAGUCUAUGAACUGAAGCGCAUUGUGGAAGGCAUUUUAAAGAGGCCACCUGAAGAUCAGAGGCUUUAUAAGGAUGACGUGAUGCUUAAUGAUGGUCAAACUCUUGGAAAUUGUGGCUUUACAAAUCAAACAGCCCGACCUCAGGCCCCAGCCACGGUGGGAUUAGCUUUCCGUUUGAGUGAUGAUUCAUUUGAGCAGCUGAGGAUCGAGCCUUUCUCCACUCCCCCAGAGCUCCCUGACGUCAUGAAGCCCCAGGACUCGGGCAGCACAGCCAACGAGCAGGCUGUACAGUGAGGGAGGGGCCUGCAAAACUAGAGGGACGCACAGGGGGUCGGAGGGAGGAUGCACGGGGGGAGGGAGGGGAUUAAUUUUGGGAAGUGAUGCCUCCGCGGGUGAGUUUUACCUUGCCGACGACAGAUCUUCAGCUGGGCAUAAACAAUUACAAACAUGGAUUCCCCUUGUUGUAAAUGUGAUGGCGGGUGCUUCAAAGUGGUUCAUUUGUCCUGAAAUCAGUGAACGCAUGCUAGAUAAAUUGAUAAUUUCACACAAGACCCUUCAGAGAUACCUGACGGACUUGUCACGACACUGUCAGUCAUCCAUGGGAUUGGUAACGGCUGAACAUAAAAAAAAUUGUACCUCGUAUUUAAUUAAUUCUAGUCUUUAUUUGGGGUAAGGUUAUUGCUGCCUUACUUGUGUUUUUUAUUUUGCUGGCUUAAAUGUGGGAGUUGAUAAGGUGUGACAUUUUUAGGCUUUAUGUUUGUGUGUUUCUUUAUUAAACUAUUACUAGGAUUUAACAUGUUUUUGGUCUUUGGCCUGGAUAUGUGUUGCGACAAUAGCUAGGAGUUUGUGAAUUUCUAAGUUGCUAUCUGUAUUUCAAAAACUUUUGAACAGUAUGAAUCUGAAAUAAAAUAGAUUCACUUGUUGGCAGGAGAUCUGGCAUUAAGAUGAACAUUUCUUGGUACUUAACCAAUCAGUAGUUGUAGUUUUCAUACUGUAGCUGCUCACAGAAGUUACUGAGACUGACUGCACUCAGUUGUGGGUAUCUACAACACAUGUAACACUGGCGUGGACCUUGUGUUGAAAAUGAAAUGUCUGACAGUCAGAGCAGCAAUCAAAAAUUAAAUAAUAGUGAUUGUUGAUUAUUUUUUACCUUACUUAUGAAGGUGGGGACUAACCAACUUUUCUCUCCAAUGUUUGAUUGUAGCCAAUGACAUCUUGGAGAUGUUGAUGAAAUCUUCAUGACUUGAAUCAGUGGGCCUAAAUGUUUCCAGUAAACAGUUUUAAGUUAAACAGGUAGUUUGUUACAUGAUGAGUUUUGAACUGUGUCUGUGAGUAGUGGGCUGCACAUUUGACUCUUUAUUAUCCAAAAAAAAAUCACUACCCCUUUACAUUUAGUUCAUGCUGCAACUUGUGUUGUAUUAUACCCCAUUAAUACCUUAAUACACAUUGUUUUUCUAAAAUUAAAAAAUAAAUUAAAAAUGAACUCAUUUGCACAUCAGAAAAUUCAAAUACAGCACUGGAUCUCACAAUCUAGAAUAAUAAAAUUUAAAAACAAAAAACCCUCCAUUAGUUACAACAGGAAAGUAUAUUCUGACCUGGGGGUGUUGAAUGAAAUUGUUGACAUUAACAUUUGCAAAUUGAGGCUGUUAAACAGUGGGACAUGAUCAAAGUUGCACUUGUAACUGAUUUAACAUUAAAACAACUGUUUUUCA
Epinephelus moara (kelp grouper) is the source of this 1924-nucleotide messenger RNA. It is a transcript of the gene elob, whose product is annotated as elongin B. The transcript has 4 exons. NCBI's taxonomy places the organism in Eukaryota, Metazoa, Chordata, Actinopteri, Perciformes, Serranidae. Gene Ontology annotation, biological process: transcription elongation by RNA polymerase II. The record is from RefSeq and is a predicted model, not a curated record. Gene Ontology annotation, cellular component: elongin complex; VCB complex. The coding region runs from base 147 to 506 and encodes 119 amino acids. Gene Ontology annotation, molecular function: protein binding.